This is a messenger RNA of Acipenser ruthenus (sterlet), 4877 nucleotides long. RefSeq names its product dual specificity protein phosphatase 8-like. Gene Ontology annotation, cellular component: cytoplasm. Bases 505 to 2484 code for a protein of 659 amino acids. The transcript is spliced from 7 exons. The record is from RefSeq and is a predicted model, not a curated record. Gene Ontology annotation, molecular function: protein tyrosine/threonine phosphatase activity; MAP kinase tyrosine/serine/threonine phosphatase activity. Gene Ontology annotation, biological process: protein dephosphorylation; negative regulation of MAPK cascade. Lineage: Eukaryota; Metazoa; Chordata; Actinopteri; Acipenseriformes; Acipenseridae.
CCUCAUCCUUAGUUCAUUUUUAGUUCUAAAGUGCACCUUCUGUUUUCCUGGGUUGCUAAUACCCUGUAAAUGCAAAUUGCUUAUCUGUCCAAUCUGAAGCACACUGCAGCUCUUUAAACACUGGGGAAAUUAAGUAUUGCAAUAUAUCAUUAUAUAACUGUUGUGGGUUUUUCUCUGCAGUGUAUUUGUGACAUAAGCGAAUAAGCGCAGCAGUGUUGCGCGUUAGGGUCGUGUUAGUUUUUUUUUUCCUUAUUAUUUUUUUUUCCAUAGAUCUCCUCCUAACCACGAUUUGCAUUAAACAUUAACAUACACAGUCAGUAUUGCAGAGGGCUGUAUGGUCAGUGGCAAUGAGAGCAGCAGCAACCCAGCCAACGUGGAAAUAAAGGAGAGAGAUGAACCUGUGGACACAAUGAACCCUCGAGUGUGAUCGUCCGCCCAGCCGCCUUCGCUCCUACAGCCCCUCAUCGGAUCGCUCUGCUACUACCAUCUCCUCACGAGACAGCCAUGGCCGGGGAGAAGGUCCGUCGCAAUGUGAUGGACGCCCAGCGCUUGGCCAGCCUGCUGCAGCGCGGGGUGGAGCACACGCUGGUCAUCGACAGCCGCACCUUCUCCGAGUACAACUCCUCCCACGUGCUGAGCUCUGUCAACGUGUGCUGCUCCAAGCUGGUGAAGCGACGGCUCCAGCAGGACAAGGUGUCCAUCACCGAUCUCCUCCAGCCAAACUCCAAGAUCAAGAUGGAUGUGAAAAGGAAGCAGGAAGUGGUGGUGUAUGACCAGAACACGCGGGAUGCCAGUCUGCUUGCCUCCGACAGCUUCGUCCACAUCCUCCUGGGCAAACUGAACAGCAACUUCCACAGAGUGUCGCUUCUCACAGGGGGCUUUGCUGCAUUUUCCUCCUGCUUCCCGGGGUUGUGUGAGGGGAAGCCAGCCGCCACCUUGCCAAUGAGCAUCUCCCAGCCCUGCUUGCCGGUCGCCAACGUUGGCCCCACGUGCAUCCUGCCGCAUCUCUACCUGGGUUCACAGAAGGAUGUCUUAAACAAGGAUUUGAUGGCACAGAAUGGCAUCACCUUUGUCCUGAAUGCUAGCAACUCGUGCCCGAAGCCGGACUUCAUCUCCGAGAGCCAUUUCAUGCGCAUUCCUGUCAACGAUAACUACUGUGAGAAGCUUUUGCCUUGGCUGGACAAAACCAAUGGGUUUAUUGAUAAAGCAAAGGUGUCCAAUUGUCGAGUGAUCGUGCAUUGCCUGGCUGGGAUCUCAAGGUCAGCUACGAUAGCCAUCGCCUACAUCAUGAAGACCAUGGGCUUGUCCUCGGACGAUGCAUACAGGUUUGUUAAAGACCGGAGGCCCUCGAUAUCUCCCAACUUUAACUUCCUGGGGCAGCUGCUUGAGUACGAGAAGGACAUGAAGAUGCUGAAAACCUGGUCCUCCAGUUCCAGCAAGCCCCAGCAGGAGAGGCAGGAGGUGGAGCCCGAGAAGAAGGAAGUGGAGACCCGCAUCGCCAACACCAACCAGGAGAACGGGCAUUCUACCUCAGGGGCUUUCGAAGCAAAGAAGGGCUCCGAGUCCCAGCCCGAUCCAGAGAAAAGGGAGUCGAAGCUGGCCUCCCCCACCACACUCCAGCAGGGUCUGAACGGCCUGCACCUGUCAGCCGAACGCAUCCUCGACACCAACCGGCUCAAGCGUUCCUUCUCCCUGGACAUCAAGUCUGCCUACUCCCCGAGCAAUUGCCCGCGGACGCCCACCGUCACCACUCCUAUGGACUCCGAAGACGUCCCCAAGCUUUACAAGCUAGACAGCCCCGGCGGGAGCAAUGGAUUCUGCCAAUUCUCUCCGGUCCUUGAUAGCCCCGGGGCGGCCGAGCCGAGCAGUGAGGCCAAGGUACGGCAGCGGAGGAAACCGAAGCAAAACGGGAGUGCCGGGGGUCCCAUGUCUAGCUCCCUGGCCAACUCUUUAAGCUUGAACUUCAACAGAGCAGGCCCCAUGCAGAAGAGCCCGAGCCUGGAUGACAAUCUAAAGACCUCGGUCUUGCUGGGCCUGCCCAACAGCCAUCAGCCACUAGUAGGGUCCAACGGGAUGAAUGUGUGGAACAAGCACAGGGAAACGGUACAAGCCACAACCCCCGGUACUCCUACAGGCGAGAACCCUUGGUACUUUAGUACAGACUGUCAGCCCGCUCACGGGAGUAGUGGCAGUGGGAACUCCAUGCUGUUUGGCAGCAGCUCGACCUACACCUCGUUCAGCUGCAGCGGGCUCCCGAGCGGCUGUGAGGCGGUGCGGCUGCGGGACAAACCUCAGGAGCACCGAGACUCCCGGGGCAGCUGGCACGAGGACAGCAGCAGCACGGUGGACAAGCAGUUUAAGCGCAGGAGCUGCCAGAUGGAGUUUGAGGAGAGCAUCUCGGAGAACCGGUCCAGGGAAGACCUGGGCAAAAUAGGCAAACAGUCAAGCUUCUCCGGGAGCAUGGAAAUCAUCGAGGUCUCCUGACAGACACGCAGAAGGAAGGGAACUAUUUAAUGGGGAAGGAUUUGGGGGGUAAGAGUGGGUGGGGUGGUUAUUUAUACUUGUUUUAUUUUUAUGAUUUUUAAAAAACAAAAGAACAGUCUUGAGCCUCUUGGCCUCUGAGUAUGCCAGGAAAAAGGGGAAGAAGCAGGGUUGCUAUGGUAAUCCACAAUGGCCUCCACACACAUACAAUUUUUGCUGUACCGGUUCUUUGGGUUAUGUGGAUACCACGCUGCUUCACAAUGCACACCAGAGCCGUGUGGUAUCCUGACCAUGGUAUACAGUGGUACUGAAUUUAUGAAGGAUUCCUUGUUAAGGAGAAUGAGGCCUGAGCUGACUUACCCAUUAUUUGGUGAAACCGUGGUACGUACUGUAGCACAGUGCAGUACAAAGUGAGUGUUCCACAAUUUGACACUAGUUCACCAUUCUAAUUGGGCUUUGUAUUUUAAAAGCUAAACGGCAGCCACUCCUUUUUAUGAAUGAUGUGCUCCUCCCCAAGUUUAUUCUGAGCAUGCUCAGAGCAGUGGGUUCCAUUUCGACAACGUGCUGCCGAGUCGCAGUGUCAAGCUUUAUAUGAAAUAAAUAUAUAUAUAUAUAUAAAGGUAAAUGAUUUUACUGCAAUUUUAACUGACUUUUAAUAUUUCCUCCAGUAUAGUUUUAAUUUAUUUUAUCUGUUCAUUCUGGCAAUGAGAAAUAAUAUAAUGUUGGUGGACUUGUUUUUUUUUCUUUCUCUCUCGCUCAUCAGUUUUACUGAAACAUACAAAUUCCAAGCAAUACAAGGCAUAUAUGGGUUUUUAUUUCUGUCUGUAUCAGCCCUGAAGACUUAGGGAAACAUCUGCCAUUAAAUGCACUUUGUUCUUCUCUAAGAAUCUUGAGCCACAUUCAGUUAACACUUGGAGCUGGCACAAUUGCAUACCCCAGACUCAAUGGAAGAAUGGAAGCUUUGCUUGCAGAAACUCAAACUGCUGCCAAUAUGUUCAGUACGUAGUACUAUUGGCUUCCCAAGCCAAGCGGUAGCCUUGCCUCGGUUUUGACUAUCUUUGGAAACCCAUUCUACAGCUGUGGUCUAAUCAGAAUAUUCUAAGCUAUGGUGCGGAGGACACACGUUUAUGCCAUAUGAAUAUUUGGCAGCAUCAGAGCAUUGGUUGAUGUGUUGUUUUUUAUUAUCCAUUUGAUAAACCUCAAUCUCUGUGGUAUAACCGUACUACACAAUGGCUUGCAGUAUGAUGCUAUUCAAGGCUUCAGAGGUGGAACGUGGUGAGGUAGCAGCCUUUAGGUGUCCAGAACGCUUCCAAACGAGACUUGAUGAUGAUCCACACCCUGAGAAUGUAUGUUCUAAUCUGAUUACCCAAAGACGUGCUGAAUGUAGUCUCAAAGCAAACAGGAAUAGGUCUCCUUUUAAAGGAACAAUCAGUACCCAAGUCAGUGUUCAGAAGUCUGCCAUUUUUCUUAGACACGAAAAAGGCAGAUGGUCACUUUAGUCAUUAUUGCUACAUUAGUAACAUAAAGCAAAAUAAUUUCUAGAACAGUAAGCAAAGUCGAAGGGUGUUAACAGUUAAUUUGCAUCCCCCACUGCAGGCCAUGUGAUGUCCUCCAAGCCACACUGCUUAGUUCCCAUAGCAGCAAGCUAUUUUAGAGGCCAUUUUGAAAUUUUCAGUGGGGGAAGGUUCAAUGGUGGGGUGGUACCCAAUUCAAGUCUCGACCCACAAAAAAAGGGGUACAGACCCCUUACCACCCCACUCAAAAAUACCCCAGCAAUGCGUUUCAUUGGGCGCUCCUAGUCACUACGCCAACACAAGUAUUGGAAGUUCAGGUUCCUUGAUCCAAUGGGAUUGAUUCCUACUCUGCAAUGUUAUUGAUUUUCUAUGAUGGUUUUUCCUAAUUGUAACUUUGAACUUUUCUUUUUAAUGGAUGCUGUCGGCAAACAUCCCACCUUACGCGCUCCUACUUUCAACAGAAGCCGUAAGACUACUCUUUUUCUUUCUGUUUCUGUUUCUUAUUUUUAUUAUUAUUAUUAUUUAAAAACAUGUAAUGAAAGAUGCAGGCUAUCCUGAAUAUUAUUAUUAUUAUUAUUAUUAUUAUUAUUAUUAUUAUUAUUAUCAUCAUCAUCAUCAUCAUCAUCAUCAUCAUCAUCAUCUUGUUGUAAAUAACAGUGUAUCUAUAUUGGAUGAAUUUAGGUAACUUUUUAAGAUAAAAUAUUCAGAUACCUUUGGCUGCUUGAUGCAAAAUACCUCAGGUUUUAUGGUAAGGCUUUUUUCUCCCCUUGUAUUUGUUUGUGAAACGAAACAAAAAAAAGAAAUCUAAAAAAAAAAAGAGUGUUUCAUCUCAGGUUUGUUUUUAACUUAAAAAAUGUCAGUAAAGAAAGUAAUUGAAAAUAA